GUUAACAGCUGAAGUUGGCUGCCACGUAUUAAACAUUCCUGCCAUGCUUUUAUUUUGAGAACAGUAUUUAUUUAGUUUUUUUAAAGAAACGCAGCGACUCGCUUGCAGUUGCAUUGAUUAGUCAGUAAGUUGUAGUGUUUAAAAAUGAUUCCUCUCUCCAUGUUGUCCAUGUUGUCCUCACUGUGGGUGGUUGUGUCUGGAGGAAAACUGCCCGAGCCAGAGGUGAAAAUAGAAGUUGUACACAAACCGUUAAUGUGCUACCGCAAGACAAAGUAUGGAGACAUGCUCCUGGUUCACUACGAGGGAUUCCUGGAGAGUAACGGCACCAUGUUUCAUUCCAGCUGGAAGGAAGGGGAUAGAAAUCCAGUCUGGUUCACUCUUGGGAUCCAAGAAGUAAUCAAGGGCUGGGAUAAGGGUCUGAAGGACAUGUGCGCAGGAGAGCGCAGGAAGCUGACCAUCCCUCCAUCUCUGGCAUAUGGCAAGGAAGGAAAAGGCAAGAUCCCUUCAAGCAGCACUCUUAUUUUUGAUAUUGAGCUCAUGGAGAUUCGAAAUGGUCCCAGGUCACACGACUCGUUUCGGGAGAUGGAUCUCAAUGAUGACUGGAAGCUCUCGAGAACUGAGGUGAGAGAGUACCUGAAGAAGGAAUUUGAGAAACAUGGAUACUCGGCUAACGACACGCACCAUGAAGUGAUGGUAGAGGACAUCUUCAAAAACGAGGAUGAGGAUAAAGAUGGUUUCAUAUCUGCGAGGGAGUUCACCUACCAGCACGAUGAGCUCUGAUGUCAUCAACCUUUUUUACACAAACAAAGUUUAUGAAAUUCCUCCUAAAAAAGUCACAGGACUGAGGCAUUGUGAAUGAAAUCAGGGCUGUUUUACAUGAACAUUUUUAAGGCCUUGUGUUUUUACACUUUUGAACAGUAUUGUCUUAAGUUUUGUUUGUCCUUGAAUGCGACUUCCAUAAUAUACAGUAUUUAUUUCAAUUGCGCCUGCACUGAUGAUGUCACCUCACAUUUACUUAG
Messenger RNA from Paralichthys olivaceus (Japanese flounder), 1019 nucleotides. RefSeq names its product FKBP prolyl isomerase 14 (gene fkbp14). The record is from RefSeq and is a predicted model, not a curated record. Gene Ontology annotation, molecular function: peptidyl-prolyl cis-trans isomerase activity; calcium ion binding. NCBI's taxonomy places the organism in Eukaryota, Metazoa, Chordata, Actinopteri, Pleuronectiformes, Paralichthyidae.